Penicillium malachiteum is the source of this 456-nucleotide messenger RNA. RefSeq lists its product as uncharacterized. Bases 1 to 456 code for a protein of 151 amino acids. NCBI's taxonomy places the organism in Eukaryota, Fungi, Ascomycota, Eurotiomycetes, Eurotiales, Aspergillaceae. The transcript has 2 exons. The record is from RefSeq and is a predicted model, not a curated record.
AUGGAGAUCAUCCAAAAGACCGAAUCCUUCAAAAGGAUUGACGGAAAGAUAAAAUUCUCCUAUGUCCAGAUCUUUAUUAGACAAGAUGGGAUAUUAUAUUCCGGAAAAUGGACAAAUAGAUUUAAUCCGCCAACGACAGGCCCUCGAGUGAUUGCUACUUGGACGAUCUACAUACAAGCACCAGAUCUCACAAUUUAUGUGAAAACUCCAAGUCUUCUCGCAUAUACCGACGAAGAUCUUGAAUCACAAAUCACUCGCGAGAUCGAAGCGUGUGAAAUUCUUCGCAGAAAUCCUCAUUCAAACAUCGCAACUCAUUACGGCUACCAGGAAACCGACUACCGAGUUUCUGGGCUAUGCUUCAAAAAAUAUACAACAACGCUACUUGAAGCGGUUAAUCCACAACGCUUAUGGCAAGGUUGGCUUCUGCUCAAGUGGGCGCGAACUUCGAACUUGUAA